ACAUGUGGGAUUAGACUAGCUGAAGUUUUUUUUCCACGUAUUUCAGCAGCUCAUUGAAGACUAUUGGAGAUGGCGUCUGAGAAAAAGGACACCGGUGAAGUUUUGAAGGAUCAGAAUGUAUUUUUUCGAAUCCUCAAUAUUCGGUCUGUCAAUGCUGCUCUGGAAUCUAUUGAGAAGACGUACACUAGUACGAAGCAGUCUCACCCCAUUAUAAGCUCUGUUUGUGGCCUGUAUGAGAAGGGUGUGAGUAGGGCUGGAAAUCUGGCUGUGUGGAGCAUGAAACCUGCCCUCCAUGUGCUACAACCCCAGCUUGUAGCAGCAAACUCAAUGGCCUGCAAAGGACUGGACCGACUGGAAGAGAAGGUACCAGCAUUGCAAUCUCCACCUGCAGAGCUGGCAGCAAACAUAAAGGGGCUAAUGUCUUCAACCCUGGAAGCCGCCAAGGAUGGGAUCACCUGUCCAAUCAAACACAGCUCUAAUGUUGUUCUGGACAAGGUUUCUUCAAGGUACCAGCAGAGUAAGAACACUCUCAGUGGCGGCAUACAGUACAUCCUGAACAGCAAGCUUGUCUUCUUGGCUGAACAGAGAGCCAGCAGGGCUCUAAGUCUAACAGAAAACCUGAUCGACUGCAUCCUUCCUGGAACUUCAGACAAGACAGAGAAUGAUAGGAGUACAGAAGAGCAACAGGAGUCUUAUGUUGGAGCUUCUGACCCUAUGCCGAUCUUCAGCAGGCUUGGAGCUCUGGCAAGCACCAUCUGCAGACGUGCCUUUGAAAAGACAUUUGCACAGCUCCAGCUAUCCACACACCAGGGUCACACACUGGUCAAGCGGAUCCCUGGCCUGAAUCCUCUGGUGAGCUGCAAACUCUAUUCAGCUCUGUUAGUUUGUCUUUGCUUUGUUGUGUGUCUCGCUUGUUUUGGAAAGCACAGUUAUGCGUGCCUCUUGCUUCAUUAGUACAUGUAUUACACCAAAUUACUUU
Messenger RNA from Danio rerio (zebrafish), 979 nucleotides. Lineage: Eukaryota; Metazoa; Chordata; Actinopteri; Cypriniformes; Danionidae. The record is from RefSeq and is a predicted model, not a curated record.